AUGCCGAAGAAAAGCGGGAAGAGCAAGAGCAAGCGGGUCUCGCUGAAGCAGAAGUACAAAGUGAUCAAAAAGGUGCGCGAGCAUCACCGGAAACAGCGGAGAGCGGCGAAGAAGGAGAAGACUGGCAGCACCAAGAUCAAGGCGCUGAAGAAGGAUCCUGGAAUUCCGCGGAACUGGCCGUUCAGGGAUGAGCUCGUGCAGGAGUUGCAGAUGCAGAGGCUGCACACGCUGGAUCAGGAACAGAGGCGCAAGGAGGAGCGCAAGCGGCUCGUCGAGCAGGCCCAGGAGGACAAGCUGGCCGAGAUGCAAGCCAACGCGGUGGACGCCGCGGAGGCGUACGCUCAGCGGGGCGACGGGGCCGCGGGGGGCGCGGACUUCGACAGGGAUCGUUCGCGGCGGUCGUUCUUCAAGGAGUUCCGCAAGGUGGUUGAGAGCGCGGACAUCAUCUUGUUCGUCCUCGACGCGAGGGACCCGCUGUCGUGCCGGUGCCCAGAGGUGGAGAGGUACAUUCGUAGAGUCGGGGCGGAGAAGCGGAUCGUGCUGCUCCUCAACAAGGUCGACAUGGUGCCGCGGGAGGCCACGGAGGCGUGGCUGAAGUACUUCCGCGAGGAGCUGCCGACGCUGCCGUUCAGGUCGUCGACGCAGAACCAGUCCAAGCUCGGACAGAAGUCGAUGCGGCACGCCGGGGACGCGGUGUCGGAGGGUAGUGCGGCGCUUGGGGUGGAGAGCCUGCUGCAGCUCCUGAAGAAUUACGCCCGUUCCCACAACAUCAAGACCUCGGUCACAGUCGGCGUCAUCGGGCUGCCGAACGUCGGCAAGUCGUCGAUCAUCAACUCCCUGAAGCGCUCGAGGGUGGCGAACGUUGGGAACGCACCAGGCAUCACCAAGGUGGUUCAGGAAAUUGCCCUCGACAAGCACGUGCGCCUGCUCGAUUGUCCGGGCAUCGUGUUCACUGCCGCGGAGAGCGAGGACGCGUCUGCGCUGCGGAACUGUGUCAAGGUGGAGAAGCUCGAGGACCCCGUGGGACCCUGCGGGAUCAUCCUGCAGCGCGUCCCGGCGAAGCAGCUGAUGCAGAUGUAUCGCAUCCCUGCGUUCAAGAACGUCGAUCAGUUCCUCGCGCACGUCGCCAAAGCGCGGGGCCGGCUGCGGUCGGGCGGCACGCCGGACAUCCCGGGUGCUGCGCGGAUGGUGCUGCAAGACUGGAACGCGGGGAAGAUCCCCUUCUUCACGAUGCCGCCGGCCCGGGCGAACCGGAACGUGCGCGAGGAGAACGCGGAGGUCGUGCAGGCCAUGGCGGCGGAGUUCGACAUGGCGGCCCUGCAGGACCACGAGGUCAAGGUGCUGCAGGCGCUGCCGGGCGCGGACCAGAGCGAGUGGACGCAGACGGAGGGCCUCGGACAGACGCAGGUCGACAUGGAGGAGAUGGACGGUGAGGAGGAGGAGGACGAGGAGGAGGACGAGGACGCUUUCGGCGACGAGAGUGACAUGGAUGAGGAGGUCGAGGACGAGGAGGCGCCCGACCUGGAGGCAAUCAUUGCCCAGAAGCGGGCCGAGGGGCGGGCAAACGCCGCCCCUGCGAGCCAGAACGAAGUCCUGUACGCGGAGGCCGGACAGCACAACCCCAAGGCCGCUCGGGCAGCGAGGAAGAAGCUCAAGAAGGGCCGGCAGGCGAAGGCCGCGAGUGCGGGCAGUGACAGCGACUACGAUUUCGACGAGGCCUUUGACAAAGACGAGGACAUGGCGUAG
This is a messenger RNA of Pedinophyceae sp. YPF-701, 1746 nucleotides long. The record is from the annotation of a GenBank genome assembly. NCBI's taxonomy places the organism in Eukaryota, Viridiplantae, Chlorophyta, Pedinophyceae.